ACAUGUCUGGAGAUAACGCAUGCACUUAAAAGUGCCUUAUGGAAUGAUUUUCAAACUUUGUGACCUCGGACGAUUGUGGCAUUUAGUUGUUAUCUGCUUUUAGUUAUGAUGUUUUCCGUUUUUCUAUCAUUUACUUUGGUCUUUUUACAGGUGACUCACGGUGCACCUAUCCAUGACAAUUCCGGUACAAUAGAUGACAGUCCCCAGGCCAGAAAUAUCUUCAAACUAACAGAUAGGAAUGGUAACGGAGUGCUGGAAUAUAGCGAAUUCGAGCAAGUGUUUCAAGACUUUGACAACGAUACCAAUGGACAAGUGACGUCAACGGAGUUUGUAGACUUGUGGGUUUUGGAUAAUAUUGGUGAGGUGCAACAGGCUGUUGCUAUGUUUUUAAACCUCGAUGUUAACGACGACUUUGUCAUCGAUCAAACUGACAUGCCCUACAUCUUUGUAUUCUUUGACAGAAAUCACGACAAUGUAGUCAGCGAAGGAGAGUUUGUAAUCCAGUGGGUGAAGAUAGCGCAAUAGAAACAUGUUUGUUGAUUGUUAUCAUCUUAUGAAUAAAUAAAUGCUUUUGAAAGAACA
This is a messenger RNA of Ruditapes philippinarum (Manila clam), 582 nucleotides long. RefSeq lists its product as uncharacterized. NCBI's taxonomy places the organism in Eukaryota, Metazoa, Mollusca, Bivalvia, Venerida, Veneridae. The record is from RefSeq and is a predicted model, not a curated record. Gene Ontology annotation, molecular function: calcium ion binding. The transcript has 5 exons. The coding region runs from base 106 to 525 and encodes 139 amino acids.